Messenger RNA from Dibothriocephalus latus, 978 nucleotides. The record is from the annotation of a GenBank genome assembly. NCBI's taxonomy places the organism in Eukaryota, Metazoa, Platyhelminthes, Cestoda, Diphyllobothriidea, Diphyllobothriidae.
CAGCCAGCCGAUAGGAGUAGGGUCCAUGUCAAGCUGGGUGUCGACAACACAGGGAACCAGAACUGCGUACAGGAGAUAGAAGGCAGCAACACCCAGCUGCUUGAGGGGUCUCCGCCGCCACCGCGCGGAGACGAAGCGGAGCCGUUUGGUUACGAAUUUAGCUUGCCCGACCAGGAUGGCCUGGCCAGACCAGCGCCAGAAGGCAAGGAGAUUCGAUCGGAGACGCAGGACUCGGUGGUGCAAAUCGAUACAGCCGCCGCGGACGACGGGGGUCCGAACCCGACCAUAACCCUGCUCAAGGGCGCGCAGUUACCACAUGGAAAACGCGAGAAGUGGGACAGCAAGUUAGACUUCUUACUGUCCGUCAUCGGCUUCGCUGUGGAUCUGGGCAACAUUUGGCGAUUCCCGUACAUAUGCUAUCAAAAUGGCGGAGGUAGGGUGAAAAAGCAUGCACAUUCAAACAUCAACGCCAUCCAUUUCUUUGCAGGUAUCGGAUUUGGGAUAUGCAUCAUUGCUAGCUUCACAGCCUGGUACUACAACACCAUCAUCGCCUGGGCAUUCUUCUACAUGUUCGAUUCCAUGCGAACGCGGUUGCCGUGGGACAGCUGCGACAACUGGUGGAACACCGAGCACUGCAUCACCGUCUACGAACAGCUGGUGGACGACACAAAUGGGACGAAUGGGUUGAAUCUGCGGAACAAGACCUUUUAUCCCAAUAUGACCUACUUCUCGUCAACAGAGGAAUACUUUUAUACGGAAAAUGUGCAUUCCAAGACAUUAAAGUCAGGUCAUAAUUUCAUUAUGUGUAUUUUGGUGUCCAACAGCAACCGCGUGCUUCAAAUUCAAUACGCGGAUGGCUACAACAAAAUGGGCACCGUCCGAUGGGAAGUGGCGCUCUGUCUAGCAGCAGUCUUCACCAUCGUCUACUUUGCUCUCUGGAAGGGAGUCAAAAGCAGUGGAAAGGUACGUCGGAUCUAA